Messenger RNA from Solanum lycopersicum (tomato), 459 nucleotides. RefSeq names its product agamous-like MADS-box protein AGL23. Lineage: Eukaryota; Viridiplantae; Streptophyta; Magnoliopsida; Solanales; Solanaceae. Gene Ontology annotation, biological process: regulation of transcription by RNA polymerase II. The record is from RefSeq and is a predicted model, not a curated record. Gene Ontology annotation, molecular function: DNA-binding transcription factor activity, RNA polymerase II-specific; RNA polymerase II cis-regulatory region sequence-specific DNA binding; protein dimerization activity.
AUGGGAACAAGGAAGAGGAGGACAGAAAUCGAGAAACUCACAAAGCAAAGUGAUAGAUUGACGACAUUUUCAAAAAGAAAGAAAGGAAUUUUUAAAAAAGCUGAACUACUUGAAUCCUUGACAAGUUCUCGUGUUACCUCCGUUGUUUUUUCACCUUCUGGCAUUCCUUAUACUUACGGAAAUGUUAACUCUGUUAUCAAAAAGCAUUUUCCUAGCUGUAAUCGAUCAGAAAUAUCAACAACGGUAAUGAAUUCUCAUCAUGAUGUUUCUGGCGAAUCUUCGGGGUCAAAAUCAUUAUCGAUCCCAAAGGAGAAUGGUCUCCGUCGUUGGGUGGAGGAUAUAGAUGUGGAAGGGUGUCAAAAUUUAAAUCAACUGUUUAUGUUGAAGGAGCAAUUAGAAGGAACCAGAGAGAAAAUUAUUUCCAGUGAUCCUGAGUCAUUUGAAGCUUUGUUUAUGUAG